GGUUUGUUUGUGUUGUCAAGAUCACAUCACACAUCACGACCUCGCUCGCUGCAUGUCUCUGUCGAUGGCCGCACGUCUGAUUCAGUUCAGUGCACUGGCAAGCAUGGCCACCAUGACAAACGUCACCCAGUCCCUGCCUUCCCUCGCUUACUCUUGCGCUCAGAUGCAAGAGAAUGAAGCCAAGGCAGCCAAGGCCAGCGGUCUCGAGAUGUGGACGCUCAUGUCCAGGGCGGGUCAGGCCGCGUACCACACACUGCGUGUCCACCUCCUGCAAGGCACCAAACCAAAUCACAUCACCGUGCUCGCUGGCAAAGGCAACAAUGGUGGGGAUGGCUACGUGGUGGCAGAGGCUGCACUCAAGGACGACAUCAACGUCUUGCUUGGCCAAGUUGGCGACCACAUGUCCCUCAAGGGCGACGCCGCAACUGCUCGGGACCGGUUCUUGGCGGCUGGCGGUGUGAUCACGCCCAUUGAUGACGCGUUCACCAUCCCAGAUGAUACCGACGCCAUUGUCGACGGCCUGUUUGGAACAGGGCUGUCACGGGAGAUUCGACAGGGCCCCUUCACGCGUGCCAUCGACCUCGCCUCCAAAUCAAAGGCAAAGAAACUGGCCAUUGACAUCCCAAGCGGCCUGCACGGCGACACAGGCAACGUGCUUGGCACAGUGCUCUCUGCCGAUGCAACCAUCACCUUCAUUGGUGUCAAGAAGGGCCAGUUCACGGGAAAGGCGCCGCAGCAUGUUGGCAUUCUCUACUUUGCUGGUCUCGGCGUGGAACAGGCGUUUGAUGAGAUUGUGUCAUCGCCUGCAGCCGAGCUCGUGGCCUUCAAUCGCGUCCGCCACCGCUUCAUGCCGCUUCGGCCCCUCGCUGCACACAAGGCCGCGUUUGGCAAGGUUGUGCUGCUUGGCGGCAACAACGGCAUGUCAGGUGCCAUCCGUCUGGCUGGGGAGGCGUGCCAACGAACAGGGUCUGGUCUCACGCGCACGCUCACGCACCCAGCGUCGCAGCAGGCCGUCAUGUUUGGACGCCCCGAACUCAUGGUCACCGCCGCGCAGGACGUAAACGCGUUUAGCCACUGGAUUGAUUGGGCAACUGUCCUUGCUGUCGGCCCAGGCCUUGGCCAGGAUGACUGGGCACAGGGCGUGCUGCGGCUGUUCCUGAAGCACGCGAGCAAGCCGAGUGUUGUUGAUGCGGAUGCACUGAACCUUCUUGCCAAGUCACCGCAGCACAAUCCACACUGGGUCCUCACCCCGCACCCGGGCGAAGCCGGCCGUCUCCUCGGCAUCAGGUGUCCCUGUACGUGA
This is a messenger RNA of Salpingoeca rosetta, 1303 nucleotides long. RefSeq lists its product as uncharacterized. Gene Ontology annotation, biological process: metabolite repair. The record is from RefSeq and is a predicted model, not a curated record. The transcript has 13 exons. Lineage: Eukaryota; Choanoflagellata; Craspedida; Salpingoecidae. Gene Ontology annotation, molecular function: ADP-dependent NAD(P)H-hydrate dehydratase activity; NAD(P)HX epimerase activity. The coding region runs from base 53 to 1303 and encodes 416 amino acids.